Molecule: messenger RNA, 5181 nt
Organism: Fonsecaea erecta
Lineage: Eukaryota; Fungi; Ascomycota; Eurotiomycetes; Chaetothyriales; Herpotrichiellaceae
Exons: 6
Coding region: 1-5181 (1726 amino acids)
Molecular function (GO): protein binding
Source: RefSeq, a predicted model, not a curated record
AUGGAGCUCUUGCACGAGAGAUACCGGCUCGAGCUGGCUCUCAAAGACCUUCUCAUCCUUCGACGGGAGUCGAGUUUCAUCGUUCAAUCACCCAAUUUCAGACCAUUUUGGGGGCGUCUUUACCAGGAAUGGCGCCAGAAGUCAAGCGUUACGACUCCUCGACGCCCUGGUAGAGCUCCGAACCCCUGGCGGAGAGGUGGGUUCGGCUUUCAGACAUAUCAAUCGACGGGCCGUGUCAUAUAUCAGCAUGCUCUGACGCUACAACUGCAGAAUUGUAAACUUGUUUUCAUCACGCAUGACGUCGGAGGUACUCUGGUCAAAGAAGCGCUGGUCCUGGCCAGCCAGAAUCCCGAGAAGUAUGCAACGAUCUUUCUGCAUACCACGGCUAUAGUGUUCCUAGGCUGUCCGCAUCGAAGCGACGGCUCUUAUGAGCUUCGAAGAGAUCUGAUCAAGAUCCUGAAGCUUGGAGAUAUUGGAACCAUAUGCGAGUCAGAUGCGUGGUCAGUGACCCAUGGGCUGGCGGAUUGGGUCGAAGAGGUCAACUCCACCUUCGCCGAGUCCAGGCUAUCGAUUUGGGCCACUAUGUUCAGUGUAUAUUCAAGCCAUUCAGAACCAGCGCUCCAGGUCUUCGACGAAUAUACUGCGACGACGGCGCUGCCAUUCGAGGUUCGCUUGGCCGCCGACCUGUCCCACCAAGAUCUAGCAAGUGCAUGUGAAACUUACGAAAUUCUGGUGCCUUUGGCAAGGGCUUUGCGGACCUGCGGUGAAGAUCGAAAUUACAUUCUGGCCCUCGCGUCGCAAGCUCCUCCACAGUAUCCACUGGAAGGAUCGUGUCGAAAUCUAGGACGGUAUGAGCAAAUCACCACUCAAAAGAAUUUCCAGGACUGGAAGGACCUUGGUGGAAUACAGCUUCUCCUGCUUCAGCUCGACUCUACCGAUGUUGCCAUUCACGCUGCUGAAUGUCUGUUCCACUAUAUGGAUGACAACAAGGCGUCGAAUGGCACAAGAGCGACCUGCCUCUAUUUCGAAUUCAUAUCGUCUGAUAGUCGACGGAAUUCGAUCGAGUCCAUGCUGUAUGCGUGCUUGGCUCAGACGAUUUCUCGGUUUGACGACAUUGAAGUCGAGGGAGCUGGCUACAAAAGGAUGUUUCGGGCUCUCGAGAAAUUCAUAUGGCUGAAUCGAGAAGAUCUGCUCGCAAUGUUCGUGGAAAUUUUGUUAGACUUGGGUGCAAAAGAGGAAGGAGUCGUUUUGGUGCUGGAUAACCUGCAAGACAAUAUCACGUCUUGCGACUGGUUCUUGACCAAGGUUAACAAGUUGGCUGAAGAAUGUGAAGUCAUGUUCAAGGUGCUUAUUACCUCUCAGAAGGGGGCACAACCGGAACAGGCAGCACUCUGGGCCCGAGCUAGUCUUGAUGGUGAAGCAAGCCUGCAACCUGAGCAUCAAGAUUCUCGAAAAGGCAUGGGGAGGACUGAGAGCGGCAUCGCUCCGGGGAAGUCCAUUGAAGGGACGUGCAAAUUCACCUCGACUGACAACCUCGACCUGGACUUUCUGAGGCUUGUCCAGAGCACACCCAUGACAGAAAGGGACUGUGACCAGCUUUUCUAUCUCCUGCAGGCAUGCAAAGGCGACAAAGAACUGCGAUCAAUGGUUAUCAACUGGCACCGAACCGGGGAUUCGGUUUCUCAUUUGGUAACCCCCGCGUUGCAAGUUGCGCAAUCGACUAGCAUAUCGCCUCCGGUUGUAUUCAAGCUCCUUUUGUCAUCUUUACCUCUGGCAACGGAUCGAUUCUUACACGACGUUCUGAACUUGUUGCUCUAUUCGCUUCGCCCGUUGAGCGUUCUGGAAUUGAAUGAUCUAGUCCAAUGCGAUGAGAAACAGACUGAGAGCCCCGUCCUAUUUGAGACCCCUACCUUCGGCUUUCAUCCGAGGAUUCAGACGACUUUGGGUGGACUCAUAAAGGUCCACCACAAUGAAGUUCAGUUUGCCCAUGCAGACCUUCGUCGGUACCUUUUGUCUGACGAAUCACCUCUGACGGCACCGGCAUGGAAAUCUCAUCAGGAGAUAGCAGAUUUCUGCCUUGAGUACAUCAGCGCUCGAGGCAGGGAUGCCGUCACAGACAAGUGGCCACGACGCUGGUCGACUAUUGCGGUCGAAUGGCGUCACACCUUCUUGGACUAUGCGGUGAAAUGGUGGCCUAGCCACGCCCGCCUCUCCCAAGCUGGAGAACCGUACUGCACUACGCAGCUGCUGGAUUUUUUGGGCGAUGGCCCUGUAGUAGACUGGGCCAAGAUGCACUGGGAGCUCCAAAACCCUUUUACACGGGGCAGCAUUACGAAAGAAAAUCCUUGGGCGAUAAUCGGGAGUUACGGCCUCUCGGAAGCGAUGCGUCAAAUUAUCAAUGACCCGAGACCGUCAAUGACACUUGAUAGUCGGGUCUACCACGAGUGUAUCGAAGCUACUGUCGGCAACAGCGAGCUGGAGGAGGUUGUCGGACUCAUCAACGUGCCGAUUGGUCCAUCUGAAUGCCUGGACGACAUAAUUCUUGCCGCCAUUCGAUCCGACAAUCAGAAAGUUGCCAUGGAGCUAGUUACUGUUGCGCUUCGAGACUGCAACGAAGUUCGCGAUCCAGCCCUGAUCCUAUGCCGAGCAUCUUCGCUGGGACAGACAGCAAUCGUACAAGCACUCUUGCCUUUGGCCAUUGAGAGAGGGCUGAAGAAUGCCACGGUUCUGGGAAUGACCGCUCUGCAGCACGCCUGCUCGAGAGGCAAUCUUGAGACAGCAAAAGUCCUUGUCGCCUACGAUGACAUGACGUUCAAAUUUGAACACAAAGGGAAAGCGCUUGAACUCGCCUGUAGAUUCGGGCAUGCUGAAAUCAUCGAUUUGUUGACCGCGGCUGCAACGUUCCCUCCCGAGCUAGCGAGUUUGUUCGACGCGUGCGUGAAGCUUGCGAUCAAAUUUGGUCAGCAUCGUGUCCUGGACCACCUCCUGACAGCUUUCAAGUCGGUUGAACUCGAAGUAGGCGUGCUGGAAAGUUGGAUGAUUGCAAUAAUCAACGCGAAACAUAGGAAAUGCUGGAACGUUCUCUGGAAGCACGUCAAAGACUUGGUUGAUCCCAACGACAACUGGCACUUCGAAGUCCUGAGGACGGCGAUGAGACUUGCGUUCUCACCGGCAUAUAGCGACCUGUUCAAGGCUGAAGGGACACUAGCAGGCGGUGGCUUUGCCACAUUCCUCGAGUUCGGGUUGGAGCAAGAUUGCGAUUUGCUAGCCAUCGAAGCGCUUGUCGCGGCAGGAGGUGAAAACUGCCCUGCGGAAGAAUAUAGCUGGGCUCUUGAGGAUGGCGUCCAUCUUGCGGUGAGAGAAAACCGAGAAGACGUCGUGGGCCUGCUUAUCCGUGCUGGAGCACCACUUGACAAGACCGAUUCGAGGGGCAGAACUCCGUUAUUCCUUGCAGUUUACAACCAAAGAUCUGGUAUCGCUCGCAUUCUCAUCGAAGCUGGGGCAGGCUUAGAGGAGCCGGACGAUGAUGAUUGGCGGCCGAUUCAUGCCGCUUACGACAAUGUAAUGAUCACUCGUUUAUUGAUCCAGAAGGGAGCCGACAUCAAUGCGAAGACGCACAGUGGAUGGACUUGUCUCUACUAUGCGGCAAAGUGGGACAAAGAGGAAGUCCUCGAAGCAUUACUCGAGCAGAGACAGAAGAUCAAUCCAGACGCCAUUCAGGAUGCAUUGAGCGCGGCCGUCUCCAGACUAAAUACUCGAUGCGUCGGACGCCUCUUGGACGCUGGAGCAGAUCCCCGAGACCUUCCGUCACAAGGGUGCGAAGAACUUAUGAGUGCCGUCAACGGGAGUGCCAAAGACAUAGUGAAAAUGCUUCUGGAGUUCAACCUGGAUCUGGAAAAGGCUAAGGACGUGUACGGGUACUCGGUUUUAAAUCGAGCCGUUCUCCUUACUCGCCGUGAAGAUGAUGAUUCGAUUGUCAAAGCCUUUGUCAACAGAGGGGCCGACCUAGAAAGUGCGAGCAAUGACGGCUACACGGCACUCUGCAGCGCCGCAUGGCAAGACAACCUGGAAAUCGCUCGUUACCUGAUUCUCAAAGGCGCGAGAAUCAACAUCACCGGCGGUCCACAUGGCGGGCCUCUCAUACGUGCAUGUCGUAUGGCGUCCUUGGACAUGGUCAAGCUGCUGUGCAAGUAUGGAGCAGAUACCAAUAUCGUUCAUCCCGGGGUCAACGCCACACCACUCCAAGCGGCUCUCCUGCGCGAUCCGAGCCCGGAAAAGAACAGCAUCAUCAGCUACCUGCUUGAUGAAGCCGAGUACACAGCCGAUGCCAACCUGACCAGUAACUGGUGGGGAGGGCCACUGAACGUGGCGGUCCUCAGCGGGACCAUGGAGGUCGUCAGGCUGUUGUUGAAAAAGGGCGCCAGAGUCGACGGCGUGGACAAGGUUGGCCGCAUGGCCAUCCACUAUGCUCUGUACCGCUCGAUUGACCGGGUGGAGCUCCUCUGUCAGCUUGAACAUGGCGCGCAACUUUUCGAGCCCGACAAAAUGGGUAGGGGAGCUCUCCAUCUUGCCGUAGUCAGCGGGCGACUCGAUUUGGUUCAGUAUGUUCUGCAGAAGGCUGAAGAGAGAGGUCUCGACGUCGUCAACGACAGAGAUCGGGACCACUGGACACCGCUACUCUGGGCCAUGCGGCUGUGCCCACUCUGGGAAGCCCAGUCCCAUCAAAGGCAAGCAAUCCUUGAAGAACUGCUAUCUCGCGGAGCAGAUCUCUUUGCCGAGGGGCUGGGCCUGGACCAGAAGUGGACUGCUCUGAAGCUCGCCAACCACUACGGCCUGCCUCACAGCAUCAUCAAUUUCUUGGAGGCUCGUGCCGCCAAAUUGAAUCGAGCUUGGGACAGUUUGUCCCGGCGCGCGCAAAAGGCCAAACUAUGCGCCGAGGGUUAUUACUGCGACGCCUGUUUCAUUACUGUAGUUGGGGUAUACUACCGGUGUGACCAGUGUGGAGGGUUUUUCUUGUGCUUCAAGUGCUACCGGUCGAGAGAGAUUAUCCAUCCCAGACACCUGUUCACCGAUAGAGGCGAAGAGUACGACUAUGACAGCACAGAUUCGGAUUCGUAUCGAGGGUUGUCUGAAGAAGAACAGCCGGGGGAAAAGCAUAAACUCAUCUUUAAAGUGGUCUGA